Anopheles arabiensis is the source of this 11248-nucleotide messenger RNA. RefSeq names its product receptor-type guanylate cyclase Gyc76C-like. Gene Ontology annotation, molecular function: guanylate cyclase activity; peptide receptor activity; protein kinase activity. The transcript has 16 exons. NCBI's taxonomy places the organism in Eukaryota, Metazoa, Arthropoda, Insecta, Diptera, Culicidae. The record is from RefSeq and is a predicted model, not a curated record. The coding region runs from base 3392 to 8260 and encodes 1622 amino acids. Gene Ontology annotation, biological process: intracellular signal transduction; protein phosphorylation; receptor guanylyl cyclase signaling pathway.
GCAUCUCGUGAGAUCCCUCGGCGUGAUCGCGCGUGCAGCGGCUCGCGGCAAGUUGGGCCAGUUCGUGUUUGUUCGUUGAAAUCGUGUCUCGGCCGGAGAUGGUUGUGCGUGCCACACAGUGCCCCACAGUGCCACACAGUGUCGUCGUGCGUUAGUGAAUGUGAUUGAUUGGGAGUCAGUCAGUUGUUUGUCGUCGUUUGUGCAGCACCUACACCACAAGGUGUAGUGUGUAAUCGAUUUACAUCGUCCGAUCGAAUGGUCGAGCGAGGCUUUGGACAGGGAAAUUCGAACCUGAUCGCUCACUCAACGGCACGAAGGGACGGAAAAGGGAGUCUGUUGACUGUGUGUGACUGUGUGUGAGCAUGAUAAUGGUAAUGAAAAUAGCAAUAAUGGGCCCUGAUUGAACGAAACGGCGCUGGGAGACUGGAGCAAUUUGGUUGCCUUCUUGGUGGUGGACUUGGUGUACGGGCCCUGGUGGUAUGUUGUGUGUCGUGUUGUUCCGCGUGUGUACCAUUGCGGGAGAAUAGCGCGCGCGUGUGUGUGUGUGUACGUAAUUCUUCUCGAUCGCGCGCGCGGCCACUGCGGUAAGUGAAAAAGCGUGCGAAAGAGCAGAUGAUCGAAAGAGAAGAAAAAGGGCAGUGGAAAGGGCAGGGCAGGGCUGCGAAGGAAAAGGGAGAGAGAGUGAGAGUGUGUUUGUGUUGUGGCUCUGUGUGUAGCAACGUCUGCGGUGGGUUCGAGGAUCGAACAAGUCGAGUUCAAAGCACAUUAUCAGAACUCGUCAUCGUCAUCAUCAUCAUCACCAUCAUCAUCAUCGUGCCGAGAAAGAAGGAGAGAGUGAGAGGCUGUGUUGAACUGCGAAAGACUGUCGAGCGAGAGAGAGAGAAAGAGAACGUGAGCAAGUUGUGAAGGGUGUGCGUGGAACGAAGGGCUGGACGCAAGGGAAACACGAAAAACAGAGCAACAACAGGGCAGCAGCAGGGGACAACAAAGCACAUGCAAACGAGAAACAGACGACAACAGCAGGCAGCAGGCGUUGCGUUGCGCAGUGAGUGAAGGAGAAGACGAUAGAGGGUGCUGGUGGUGUAUUUGUUGUGUUGAUAAUGCGUGCGCGCUAGAGACGUGUAAGUGUGAUCAGGGGGCUGUUGUUGUUGCUCGUCGAAAUAGUUGUUGUUGCGUUAAAAUCGGUACACAGCAGGAAGAAGAAGCGAUUGGCCCAUGGAAGGGACUGAUGAGGGUGAAGAAGAACGACUCGAAACGUCAGAAAGUGUGAGGCUGUGUACGUGUGUGUGUGUGUAGCAAGAGCCAUCGAGAAACGAAAGGGAGAGAGAAAGAGUGAGUGAGAGAGUGAGCAGUUCGAUCGAGUGCCAUGUGAGCAAAGAACGGUGAGUCUGCGUGAGCUCAACACCCCACCACACCGUGCCACCACCAUGCCGCCCUUCCUGGGUACGGAUCGCUGAAGUAGACGGCCCUUCCGACCCAAACACUCCCCCCCAAAAAUGCCCCCGCUCGUAACGAGAGAGAAAGUGUGCGUGCGGGUUAACGCUCACUCGGAGCGCCGGGAUCUGAGCCUUCUUCUCCGGUUCGUGUGACCGUGUGUGUGUGUGUGUGUGGGCACACGCAAUUGCCUAAGAUGAGUUCGACGACGGCCCAAAGACCCUAAGAAGCGGAUGCGAGACGCCACCCAAUAGGCCACCACGUCUGUCCCCGCCUCAGAACGGGAGAACCCAACGGGCAGCAGCUUAAUUUCGCUCUCGCAGCCAUCGCUUUCUAUAGCAGCAAAGAAAAACUGCUCUCUCAAGCAAAUGCUCUCGAUGAUCUUCCCUUGCUUCAUCCCCCAAAGCGUGAGAGAGAGCGCACACUUCUCAACCCCCGACAGAGUGAGAGCGAAAUUGCGUGCGCGUUCCCUGGGUAGUAGUGGCGUGCGUUCUCUUGCACCACCGCCAGAAACGACGCAUCUCCCGUGGGAAACGGAUCGUUCGAUCAUUCAGUGUGUGCUGGCGAGGCGCGCGCCCGCUCGUAUGUGUGUUUGCCCUGUAGAUUUUUGUUGUUGUGGCGGGCCUGAGCCGGGUGUGUUACGAGUGUGUGUCUCUCACUCGCCGGCCUGUGUGUCUGUGUGUGUGUGGGUAUGUUUCCGUGGAGAGUUGGCGUGAAGCAAACAACGGGUCGCGGAGCGGAAAUAUCGUGACGUUAUCGGUUCAGUUCUUAGCGCGAGUAUGUUCUCUGACAGCAGCAAAGUUACGUCAGUGAAAUUAGUGUGUGUGUGUGUGUGUGUGUGAGUGUUUGUGAGUGAUUGUGAGUGUGAAGUGUAGGCCUUUUUGGAGUGAAUAUUCAAGCUAGCACCCCGAUUGCCAAACUCAGCCACAACGGCAACGGAAGUUGAUGCUGCGUGCCGUAACGAUUUGCGUAUGCGAUCAUACGCUCCCGUUUUGCGUGUGUGUGAUUUGUGUUUGAUGGUGGUUGGUGAUUGUGAGUAACACACACACAGAUACAUGUGAAAAAAGUGCAUAGAAAACAAGGCCCAGAAGGUUGACAAAAAUCGCAAAAAAGUGUUUGCUGUGAAAAAGAAGUGAAGCUGUGUUGUGAAAGCUCCAUGUGUGUGCAAGUGUAAAAUUGUGUAAGUGGCUGUUGUGUGUAUGGAAAAUGAAAUGCUAAUCAUCCCGUGUACGUCCUAUGUGUGUGGCAUUUAUUCUCCGCUGCUUUGCCGUGAGUUCAUUCAGUUGUGUGUAGGAGAGUGUGCGAAAAAAGAGUAAUUUUCGGCGUGCAAAGUGGUCCAAAAAAAAAGCAAGGUGAAAGAAGUAGCAAACAGCAGGGAAGAAAAUAAUAGGUCAGCAAAUUAGCAAAAAGUGCCACGUAUUAUCACCAGCAUCGGCGUUGAACCCAGGUUCGGGUCCAGUGUAUCAACGAUCAGCGCAAAUUGUUCGCUUCCUUCGUUGUAAAAGGAACGUCUGUUUUGUUUUGCUAAUUGGGAAGAAGCUCCCUCCCCCCAUAGAAGUGGAGAUGAGCUAGUUCCAGCGAGGGGAAGAUAGUUCAUUGAUCGCAACCAAACGGGAGGCGAAAAUUCGGAAAACAAAAGUGCAAUACCAUUCCUCAAGUCCAUCAGUGAGAACGCAUUCUCGCUUUCGGUGGUCCGUCUGCAGUGAGAGAAAAAGAGCAAAAUAAAUCUCACUCCCCUCCCGACACGAUCACGAUCGUGCUGCAGAGUGGCGUGAACAACCUCCUUCCUCCCCUACCCAUCUCCGUGCAACCGGCGCCGGCAUCUUUCACACCCCACAGGACGACGAUUUCACGUUCAAGGCGAAGCGCGCGAAACUAUUCUCAGUUCGGCCUUCGAACACAUGCCGGUGUUCGAAAUCGGUUGGAGUCGCGCUGAUCGGCCCCAUUCGAGGGGGCCAUGACGCGUUGGCCCGUCCUACUGCUUGCACUGCUCUCGGUGGCGUUCGGUCAUGUGCCGGCCGCGGUCGCCCUAGUGCCCGGCCCGAAUGGCAUCGGUGGCGGCAGUCUCACGCCGAGCGGUUCCGGCGGUGGUACCGGGAGUUCGAGCGCGCCCGAAGCGUCUGCCUCGGCCGCCCUUCCCUUCUAUCAUGAUCCGUAUCAACCUCAGUCACUGCUGCUGCAGCAUCAAUCAACGAACCAGCAGCACCAGCAGCAACAGCAGCAGCAGCAGUCGCAGCCGCCGCAACAGCAGCAGACCCACUCAUCCGGCUCGUACAUUACGAAGAUGCCGGAGAACUCGCCGCACCAGAAGUUCCGCAACAAUCGGACGGUGCUGACCCUCGGCUAUCUGACCGCGGUCAAGGGUGAUCUGAUCGAGAAGCAGGGCCUCACCAUCUCGGGCGCGCUCACGAUGGCGCUGGACGAGAUCAACAACGAUCCGGAGCUGCUGCCGAACGUGACGCUCGCGCUACGGUGGAACGAUACGCGCGGCGAAACCGUCGUCGCGACACGUGUCAUCACCGAGAUGAUCUGCGACGGGGUGGCGGCAUUCUUCGGCCCGGAAGGUACCUGCCAGACCGAGGCGAUCGUUUCGCAGAGCCGCGACAUACCAAUGAUCUCGUAUAGAUGUUCCGAGCUGCAGCGUAGCUCACCAAUUCCUACCUUCGCCCGCACCGAGCCACCCGAUACUCAGGUUACCAAAUCCAUCAUCUCGCUGCUGACGUACUACGGCUGGCGGAAGUUUUCGAUCAUCCACGAGCAGCUGUGGAAGAACGUGGCCACCUCGCUGGAAACGCAGGCCAAAAACAACAACCUGUCCGUCAACCACGUCGAGAUGGUGUUCGACAACUACAAGUGCUGCCAGGACGAUAUGGACUGCUGCCGUAGUGGAUAUUGGUACACGGUCAUACAGAAAACGAUGAACAGGACGCGCAUCUACGUGUUUCUCGGGAACAGCAACCAGCUCGUUGACAUGAUGGCCACCAUGGACGGGAUGCAGCUGUUUGCGAAGGGCGAAUACCUGGUCAUAUCCGCCGACAUGAUGACUUAUUCGCCGAAACUGUCGAACAAGUAUCUGUGGCGCGUCGAGAAGCCACCGAACGUGAAGAACUGCAUGGACCUGCCGGGGGACUUUGAGCGGCGCAGCAAGAGCUUGCUGGUGGUCGUCGCCUCCGAACCGCUGCCCACGUUCGAAGCGUUCACGCACAAGGUGCGCGAGUACACGCAGAAGGAGCCGUUCUUCUUCAAGCAGCCGUCGCUCUUUCAUCAGUUCGUAAAGUACGUGUCGAUCUAUGCCGCCUAUCUGUACGAUUCGGUGAAGCUGUACGCCUGGGCCCUGGACAAGCUGCUGAAGGAGGAGCAGCAGCACCGGCCGCUGACGAGCGACGUGAUCCGGGACGUGGCCAGCAACGGUACCAAGAUCAUACAAACCAUCAUCAACAACCGAACGUACCACAGCGUUGCCGGUGCGACGAUUAAAAUCGACGACUACGGCGACUCGGAGGGUAACUUUUCGGUGCUCGCCCUCAAGCGGGAGUUCUACGAGGAGGCGAACUUUUCCUGCGAGUUCCAGAUGCGGCCGGUCGCGCACUUCCAGAUGCGGCAACCGCAGCACCUCAACGACACGAACCAGCACCGAAACGAUGAAAUUCCAGAGUUUAAGCUGUCCAAGGUGGGCAACGCGAUCGACUGGCCCGGGUCGGACCGGCCGAUGGACGAGCCGUCGUGCGGUUUCAUGAACGAGCACUGCAUGAAAGACGACACCCACAUCAUGUCGAUGGUGGUGGCGGGCGUCCUGGCCCUCAUCCUGUUCUGUGCCGGCGUCAUCACGAUGAGCAUCUAUCGCAAGUGGAAAAUCGAGCUCGAAAUCGAGGGCCUGCUGUGGAAGAUCGAUCCGGGCGACAUCAAGGGCUACUUCAACACGGAAAUCGUAUCCUCGCCGAGCAAGCUCAGCCUGGCCAGUGCCCAGUCGUUCGGGUCGCGGUGCUCGAACCAGGUGUUCACGCCGACCGCCCGCUUCCGCAGCGUGGUGGUGCGCAUCAAGGAGCUAAAGUUUUCCCGCCGCAAGGACAUCUCGCGCGAAAUCAUGAAGGAGAUGCGGCUGCUGCGCGACCUGCGGCACGAUAACAUCAAUAGCUUCAUCGGGGCUUGCGUGGAGCCGAUGCGGAUAUUACUAGUCACUGAUUAUUGUGCCAAGGGAAGCCUGUACGAUAUCAUCGAGAACGAGGAUAUCAAGCUAGAUGAUUUAUUUAUUGCAUCACUGGUGCAUGAUUUAAUUAAGGCAAUGAUCUACAUUCACAGUUCAGCUUUAAACUAUCACGGUAACUUGAAAUCGUCGAACUGCGUCGUGACGUCGCGCUGGAUGCUGCAGGUGACGGACUUUGGUCUGCACGAUCUGCGCCACUGUGCGGAGAACGAGUCGAUCGGCGAACAUCAGCACUACCGAAAUCUGUUUUGGAAGUCACCGGAGCUGCUUCGCCAACCAAGCGUGUACGGCACGCAAAAGGGAGAUGUGUACGCGUUCGCGAUCAUCCUGUUCGAAAUCAUUGGCCGGCGGGGCCCGUUCGGGUACACCGAGCUCGAGCCGAAGGAGAUCAUCGAUCGGGUGAAGGCGCUGCCCGAACCGGGCAAGGAUCCGUUCCGGCCCGACAUCGAGAGCGUGAUCGAGAACGAAAAUGUGUCCGACUAUGUGAUCAACUGCAUACGCGACUGCUGGGACGAGAAUGCAGACCUGCGGCCAGAUUUUCCCAACAUUAGGAAUCGAUUGAAGCGUAUGCGCGGCGGCAAAUCGAAAAACAUCAUGGACCAGAUGAUGGAGAUGAUGGAGAAGUACGCGAACAAUCUCGAGGAGAUCGUGCAGGACCGGACGCGCCUGCUCUGCGAGGAGAAGCGCAAGACGGAGGAUCUGCUGCACCGGAUGCUGCCCCAGCCGGUGGCGGAGAAGCUGACCAAAGGGCUCGGCGUCGAGCCGGUAUCGUACGACUCGGUGACGAUCUACUUCAGCGACAUUGUUGGUUUUACAGCGAUGUCGGCAGAGAGUACGCCGCUGCAGGUCGUCAACUUCCUGAACGAUCUGUACACGGUGUUCGAUCGCAUCAUCAAGGGGUACGACGUGUACAAGGUGGAAACGAUCGGCGAUGCGUACAUGGUGGUGUCUGGGUUGCCAAUAACGAACGGGAACCGGCAUGUCGGUGAGAUCGCCUCGAUGGCACUGGAGCUGCUGCAGGCCGUCCGGAGCCACCGGAUCGCUCACCGGCCGAACGAAACGCUGAAGCUGCGCAUCGGCAUACAUACGGGGCCGGUGGUGGCGGGCGUAGUCGGGUUGACCAUGCCCCGGUACUGUCUGUUCGGCGACACUGUCAAUACGGCCUCGCGCAUGGAGUCGAACGGGGAGGCGCUGAAGAUUCACAUCUCCCAGCAGUGCAAGGACGCGCUGGACACGCUCGGUGGGUACGUGAUUGUGGAGCGUGGUCUGAUUGCGAUGAAGGGCAAGGGCGAGGUGAUGACGUACUGGCUGGAGGCGGCCACCGAGCAAGCGAUCCAGAAGAUCCCGGUCGAUGUGCGCGAUCUGCCACCGCCACUGUUCUGUCGGCCGCGUCGCAGCCCCAAGAUGACGUACGAUUCGCGCCAUCCGAGCAUUAUCGGGCUGCCGGGCGGUGGUAUGAUCACGACGGUGAGCGGCAUGGGCAGCUACAUGCCGGGCAGCAGGCGCCAGUCCUGUGCGCAUCGGGUCGGUGGAGGGGCGGACCACGAAAGCAGCUACAGCCUGCAGGGCUCGAUGUUUGGCCCGAUGGUGCCGAUGAUGCGGGCUGAUUCAUCGCCGCCGCCCCGCCAUCGACUCGAUGCGGUCUAUCGCGAGGGUUCGAUCGCACUGAUGGACGACGGGGAGGAUGGUUACUCGCAGUGUACGCUCGACCAGCGACCGAUGGGACCGACGGCCCCCACCGUCACCACGCUCGGGAGUAAAAUCGCUUCGAGCGACAACCUGAAGCGCGCGCUGUUCGGCACAAACAGCCCUGGCCGACGGUUGAGCCACAAGCUGCGCUCGAUCACGUCCGCGGACGAUUACAAGCAGCUGUGCAGCAGUAUGGCCGCCAAUGGGGGCCGAUCGCCCGAGGCGGCGCUACUUCGCGAGAGCCGCUCGCUCGAUCCCUUUCCCGUGACGCUCGAGCCGCGCCGCAAACGGUUGGACGCGCUGACCAAGCGGGUGCCCCGGCUGGCGAAAACGAUCGCCGCACCGUCCCGCACCGGCUCACAGUCAUUCGUGUCAGUGCCGCCCGCCGUCUCCACCAUCAGCCACGAAUCGAUCGCCGACAGCACGGUGCGACUGGAGGACGAUCAGCACCUGCAACGGUUGAGUGGGUCGGGCCAUGGCAACGCCAAACCGCCCAACAGUCACGGCGAGACACAGCACCACCACCAUCACCACCACCACCACCACAAGUAUCUGCACAACAACAACUGCAACGGGUCGAUCGGAAAUGGGGCGGCGGAAGAGCAGGCGACUUGUCCGCUGCUGACGCGACAAACCUCACUCACCACGCCGCAGGAGCACGAGCACCACUGCCCGGGGCUGUACACGAACAACAGCAGCAGCAAGCGGUGGUACUCGCUCGAGCACGUCGGCGUGCCGGACGAGGACAGCUGCAGCAAGAAGUCGCUCACGCGCAGCUCGCUCAAAUCCUGGCUGGUUGGGUUCAUACACGGGAACGGCUUCAAGUCGAGCGACAGCUCCCUGCGCAAGGUGGGCGUCCUGCCGGUCGGUGUCGGCGGUGUGACCGGGUUCGGGGAGCUACAGCCAACGCCCGAGAAGGAGAGCAUGGUUUGAGGCGCGUUCCACUGCACUUUGAUUCCAUCCCGCUAGUGAGAGAGAGGGAGAGUGAGAGAUAGAGAGAAAGAGAGAGAGGGGCACACACAAGUACGUUGUAGAAACUGGCUUACCAAAACAAACAGACGGGAGUGGGGCAAUUUUACGGGGCAGUUACGUAUCGUUAGAGCGGGCGGGAUAAGGGGGGGGGGGUUAUUUUAUGUUUUAAAAGUUUUAAUUUUGUUUUUUUGCGAGUGUAUGUGUGUGCGAGUAAGAGCGUUUUUUUGUAAUUAAUUUCCUCAUGUAUUUUGUAGCCUGAUUGUAAUCUGAGUGCCAUCUGCGUUUUGCAAAACAAAACAAAAAAGCGAAACAAGUGUAAUAAGCAUAAAACAGAUAGACCUGUGCUGUGUGCGCGUGUGAGUGUGUGUGUGUAUGGAAAGGAAGAACCCGUUCUAAUUGUAAAAAGGACGACUGUGUGUGUGUGUGAGAAGGGAUUAUGGUAACUCACCCUUGAGGACUUGUUCCACUUUCUUGUUUGCUGUAUUUUCCACUUUUUAAUGUGGCUUGCCCAUGGCACACUGUGUGCUGAGCAGGGCACUACUGAGAUGGGGAGAAACGUUCUCAGCUACGUGCGCCUGCCCCACGAUUUCAAUCUAGGCAGCACAGAACGGCAAUGAUUGAAUAAACAAGAGAGGGAAAUGUGUAAUGGGGAAGUGAUUUCAUAGAAGAAAACCCGUAAAAGGAUGAAUGGGGAAAAGAUAGAACGUAAUGUUGUUUGUGUGAAUACGUAAAAGAAAGAAGUGAAAAAGAAAGAAUCGCUAAUUGAAAAGCAAACAAAAGGAAGGGAAAACAAAAGAAAAAGAGAGAAGAGAAAGGAACACAGAGAGAGAAAGAGAGAAAAACACAACUAGGCUGUGAAAAUAGAAGUUAAUCAAUUAAGAAUGUUUGUCAUUUGUCUUUCUGCCUCCGAUUGUUUUGGGGCGAGAGGCGGGCUGGUGUCCUGACUCCCUCUCUCCACUUCUUCAUUUCGGUGGCCAUUUAGGGUAUGUGUGUGUGUGUGUUUAUGUACGGGCGAAUGAAUGUGAAAAAAGCAUUCUUAGUGUUCGGUGUGCUUUAUAAUUCGAUCGGAGGGACAUUUAACGUAAAGCUGUGUCCAAAGUCCCCUCUCACCCUUCCCUAAAGAGGAGGUUAGAAAGUCAGGGAAGUGACAUCAUCCACAUUACUCGUGUAUGUUGAUGAUAUUGUUGUUGUUCUUGUUGUUUGGGGUGAGAGUAAUGCGUGAAAAAAGGCUAUAGAAGCUGAUUACCGCCAUCACCGAUUACUCCUCUUGUACUCUGUACCCCCGCCCCCCCUCCCCACCCAUAAUCGGUAUCUCUGUACGUGAAUGUAUGUGACUGAGUGUCUGUGUCAGUGUAUGUUUGUAUGUAUGUUGGUUGUUAUUUCCGCAGACCGUUCGCAACAACCGCGCACCACAGCACAGCACAGCCGUUCGUUCGUUCGGUGUUUUAUUUUUGUGCAAAAUGUACUUUAAACAAACAGUGUAACAGUGUAGGGCGAUUUUUUGCAUAAGAAGAAGAAGAAGAAGAAGAAGAGGAAAAACACACGCAGACACACACAUACAAAAGUAAAAUAAAAUAGCAAGGGAAAAAGGAUUGCGCACGCACACAGUCAAAUACGCAGUGGGGAAACAAUUGAACGUGAGCUUAACGUUAUGUAUGUAUGUAUGUAUGUAUGUAUGUAUGUAUGUAUGUAUGUAUGUACGUGUAUGUGUGAUUAUUUGUUUACAAUACUUCUACUCGCUAGGUUAACCGCAGUGCAAAGUGCUCUGUGCGCUUAAAGGCAUAUCCCUCUGUGUCUGUGUGUGUCUGGGUGUGUGUGAUUGCGAAUGUAUUUGUAUCAUAGCAACGGGUUUUUAACCAUAAAGCGCACGAUAAAGUUACCGUACAAUUAGCGAAGCAGAAUAAUGUAGUGUGUGUGUGUGGCUUUUCAGCUCUUGUAAUCAAUUUUACAACGAAAGUGCACAAACACACAAAAAAGUGCAACAAAAUGUAUAUGUUAUGAAGAAAAAAACAAAACACCCACAACACACAUUAAACUGUAAAUUGACGUUUGUAGCGAUAAUGAUUGCCUUGUGCGGCAUGAAUCUCAGUACAGUCACACCUAUCAUUAACUGAAAAUGGGAAAAAGUUCAGGCGUGCCUGUAUGUGCAGUGUGCUGCUGUGUUAUGUAUGUGUGUGUGUUUGAAAGAAAUAUGUGAACAUAUAUUUACAACUUUAUGAACCAUUAAGAGAAGACAACAAAAAAUGAAAUGAAAACAAAACAAAACCCAUUUCAGGAAGGAAUUGUUAAGAAUUAAACAAACAAAAAUGCUGUGUGUGUGUUAUCUUAGAAAAGAUAUUUGGAGAAGUUAAAAAGAAUCACUGAAUGUCGUAUGUUAAGGCCCACAAAACAGCACACAGCAAAUGAAGGAAAAAAGGAAGAGAAGAAACAAAUAGAGGAGAAAACAUAAGUGAAAUAUUCAACCAAAACCGACCCGCCUAUGGGACGAGCAGUGCAGAGCAGCAAAGAGGCAAAGCAAACAAAGCGUACAUGUGUAUGUGUGUGUGGCUGUUAGGCACACACACACACACACACGCGGAAGUUCAUUAGUAGGAGGUCAUUUGUUUAUUUCUUUUAGUCUAAACAUAACGGGUUUUAAAGCUAUCAAAUCAUUCACUGUAUAGAAAGCGUAGUACGUAUAUAGAAGAUAGAUAUGUAUAUGUAAAGAGAGAGAGAGAGAGAGAUAGGAAGAGAGAGAGAAAGAAAAUACACACAAAACUAUGAUGCACGUUAAACGAGUGCUCCCGGUAUGGCGCGCUGGGGAGGGGUAGUGUGAUAGUGUGAUAAGAAGAUAGAAAGCAUUCUUUUCCAGCACAAACUCUACCUUGCCUAGAUACUCGGGACAAAAUAAUGAGGAAUGUAUAUUUAUUGAAAAUAAUAAAAAAAAAACAAGAUACUACAAAACACAGA